AUGCAGCACUGCGCUGGUGCUUGUGGCCGCAAGCAGCGUCCCGCGACGCUUGCUGAAAUAUUCUGGAUUUGCCUGCGCUGCAGUGCAGCAGCCGAGUGCAGUCCCCUUUACAUAGUUGCCCAGCUUUUGAACACCAGCCGUGAGCGCAUGACCUUGUGGGUGUGGCCAUGCUGUUCGCGCUCUGCAGGCUAUUCUCAGGGCCAAAGUGCAGAGGAUGCUCCGUUUGGCCGGAACUGGGCAGCAGAAGUUCUGCAGCCUCCCCGACCACGAAGGCCACGAAACACCGGGGCGCUUCCCAACAGGCUGCUGGGAGCUUUGGCCUUGCUGAGAGAUCCAGCAGAAUUAGAUGGCGAAGGACUUGGACGUGCCGCCACGGCGGCAGCAAGAGAGGGCCUCGACGACGAGGCAUGGUGGGCUGCGUUGACGAAGCGAACGAAGGAACUGUCCGAUUCGUUGGCAAUGCAUGACGUGUCCCUCAUCCUGAACGGCAUGGCGAGAUCCAGGCGCCUGGAUAAGCAGCUUGUUCAGGCAUUGCUUCCGCGCAUUUGUGCAAACCUGGUAUAUCUCACUUCUGCGCAUCUGGCCAUGCUUGCGAGUUCGGUGGCCAAGGCCGAGAUACACAACCCGCAGUUUACCAACCUCUUGACGCGUGAGUUGAAGUCGGUUGGCAACGUCUUAAAACUGCAGCUGUUGCCACACCUUUCUGAUGGUUUCAAGCUUGCCGGAAACGGUAGCCAGGAAGCUCCGUAG
Molecule: messenger RNA, 750 nt
Organism: Symbiodinium sp. CCMP2592
Lineage: Eukaryota; Dinophyceae; Suessiales; Symbiodiniaceae
Source: the annotation of a GenBank genome assembly